UUCUCGCCUUUUCAGGCGCUGCUACAGCCGCUACCGCUACGUGGCCGGGAGCUGCUUUUCAGUAUUGAGUUAUGCUGCUUGCGAGUGUGGUGCGUUGAAGUACUUGUCACAGCGCUGUUGUGCCAGAAUGAAACGUGUGUCAAAAGUUAUCUGAGAUAGCGAGUGUGUGGGGGAAAUGUUGCUUCUGUGAAUAGGGAACACCGUCCAUACUCGGCGCAGCGAUGUGCCGGGCGUUUAGUAAUGGACCUAGAUACCUCAACUCGUUGUCAUUUGAACAGUAGAAGCCGAAACCUUCUCUACAAGACUUUGAUCAGUUGAAAAUAUGUUAAAAAGUUUGACUGUUGCCUCAGGAAGAUGAUGAGACUUACCAUGUUGUGGAUACUGCUCCUGUUCAUCGUGAGCGUAGCCUCAGGACUGAAAUGCCACUGUGAUGUGUGCGGCAAAGAGGCCAACCACACAUGUGAGACUGAUGGCAUAUGUUUUGCUACAACCACUAAAACGAAGGGCAACACACUCACUCAUGAAUACAGGUGUCUGGACAAAAUAAAGAUGUUCCCUCCUGACAAUCCUGUGGUGUGUACAAAGUCAGGAUCAAACAAACCAACCAGUAUGGUCAUAAGCUGCUGCUCUGAUUAUGACUUUUGUAAUCGCGAUCUUCACCCCACCUUUCCUCCUGCCACAGAGGCCACAGGCGAACCCUUUGUGGGUAGUGGAAAGCUCAACACAUAUGAGUUGGCCUUUGCGAUAGCUGGUCCCAUCUGCAUAGUCAGCAUCAUCGUAAUGGUUGUGCUGUCACUGCGACAGCAGCGGCAGCGGCAGUACCGCUAUGAAGUGGAAAGCAGCCUGGAAAGUGAACCCAUACUGGUGCCACCAGGCCAGUCCCUAAAGGACAUGAUAGAAAUGACCACCUCUGGCUCUGGCUCAGGUCUCCCACUCUUAGUCCAGAGGAGCAUAGCACGACAAAUUCAGCUUGUAGAAAUCAUUGGUAAGGGACGGUAUGGCGAGGUGUGGCGUGGAAGAUGGCGAGGAGAGUCUGUUGCUGUAAAAAUAUUUUCUUCCCGCGAUGAGCGUUCCUGGUUUCGAGAGGUGGAGAUCUACCAGACAGUCAUGUUGCGUCAUGACAACAUCCUUGGCUUCAUUGCGGCUGACAACAAAGACAAUGGCACAUGGACCCAGCUGUGGCUGAUCACUGAUUACCACGAAAAUGGUUCGCUAUUUGAUUAUUUGACAAGAAUGCCCGUCGACACUGCAACAAUGUGCAAGAUGGCCUACUCCAUUGCCAAUGGGUUGGCUCAUUUGCACAUGGAGAUUCUUGGGACGCAAGGAAAGCCAGCAAUUUCCCACAGGGACAUCAAGAGCAAAAAUAUUUUGGUGAAAUAUAAUGGCACUUGUGCCAUUGCUGACUUGGGCCUGGCUGUGCGUUAUGACUCUGCUAGUAAUACUGUAGAUAUUCCUCCCAACCCUCGUGUCGGAACCAAGCGCUACCUGGCUCCAGAAGUACUCGACGAAACAAUCAACAUGAAUCACUUCGACUCUUUCAAGCGGGCGGACAUCUAUGCAUUCGGCUUGGUUCUUUGGGAAAUUGCCAGGCGGUGCAAUAUUGGGGGAAUCUAUGAAGAUUACCAGCUUCCAUAUUAUGACAUGGUGCCUUCUGAUCCCACCAUUGAAGAGAUGAAAAAAGUAGUCUGUACAGAUCGCCAGAGGCCAGCCAUACCAAAUCGAUGGCAGUCGUGUGAGGCACUGCGGGUGAUGUCAAAGAUCAUGAAGGAGUGCUGGUACCACAACUCUGCAGCUCGUCUCACUGCCCUUCGAAUCAAGAAAACAAUUGCUAACCUUGGUGCUCAGGAAGACCUCAAAAUUUGAGACUGCUACCAUCUGUGACGUUCGCUUGCUAGAGUGGUAUGAAUCAGUCUGACUCUUGGAUUGACUGCAUUCCUCGAAGAAGUAUGAUUGCUAGAGCCCACAGCACACUUACAGCCCAGAGUGUGUCAAUGGGAAAUGCGGACUUCGGCCAAAAAAAUCGUGUUCAGGGUACACUCAUGAUGGGCCUGAAAUCAUGGCAGCGAAAAUGAACAGUGGUGUGUCAUGUUCAAUUUGCGAACACUAGCGUGUACAGUCCUGCAGGAAACGAAAUGCUGUUAGUUGUAGAGCUGUGGUGCAUAGGGAAGGUGUGAGAUGCUACAAGGCUACAUUUCUAAUGCGACGUACGGAAAUUCCUGUGCCUUUUGCCGCGCUUCUGCGGACUGUUCGAUAGGGGAAAAGGCUCUGGCACCAACGGCCACAUCCUUCUGUCUCAUGUUCUCUUCAUCUCUCUUGCUCUCCAACAUUCUGAUUUGGGACUUCAUUACAGAGAUACAUGUGUGUGUGCGUGUGACUGCUUGGUGACACGGAGCAUUAACAUAUGUGCUAACUGCAGGGAAAAGCCAACACUAAGAUCCUGGGACAUAUAUCUGUAAUCUCCUGUUCAUUUUCUUUUCUUCUGUUUCCGUGGAGGUUACUACUCGCGUGUUUUUCCAUCCGACAUUCACCCGUUACACAAUGCUCUGGAACGUUACGUACCACCCAAGGACUGUUCUGCUCGAUCGUUUGUACAUAGCAGUCAACUGGCCUAGUGCUAGGCGUUUUGAUGAAACACGUGGAGCAAGCAGCUAAUGAAGAGUGGCAACAGUGAGGCAGCAAAGCCGUACGAAAUAAUGCUGCUUGAAAAAAAUGCUUGUCAUUAUACAGCAGUAUUUUGAAACAUGUUUUUAGUAUUUUUAAUUUCGUGUUGUGAGCAUGGUAGCUGGACGUGUAACAUAAAAAGCUGUGCAUGUAACCCACACGUACUUGGGUCGAGACCAAGAGUCUGGUGUGAAAUCCAGUCCGAACUACUAAAAGUACGAACAAAGGGGCGCAUGUCCUAGAAGGGCAGACCAUGUACUUAAAAGUGCUACGAAAAAUUGAUUAUGUGUUGAUGCUUAGCUUCCCGGUGGUUGUGUUCGGAAAGAGAGUUCUGUAUACAGUGAAGGCCACUUAUAAAUUGCCACUUUUAGCAUGCUUUGACUACCGUGCUUUGCUACCAUAAUGAGUUCCAGUGCGUGCACCUUUUAGUUUAUGCAUGAUGUAGCAGAGAGAGUUGCAUGCAGAAAAUCCUUGGGUAGUGCCUGUCUCUUAAAUAUUCUUGAGGCGGUGUUACUGUUAUGAGGCAACACCGACCAUUUGACGACUUCGCACCUCACUUGCGCAUACUUGGAGAUUUAUGACAAACAGAAUUGAGAAAUAAUGUGAGAUAUUUGUGUGCUUCCACAUUUCUUAACUUCCAGUUUGUAUUAUCAUGACACAGACCACAGUCAAGCUGAUUAGAUAAUGGGAGGCAGCUGUGCUGAAUCGAGUUACCCAGCUGGUAAUCCAGUUGAGCUCCUUUGUAGCUAUUUUGAUAUGACAAGAAUUCUGGCAUUGCUGUCAAAUCGGUUGGCUCCAACCACCAUAUUUUGCUUCUGUUUUGUAGAACUAACUUAGAGGGAUGUUUAGGGGGCACUUAAAGUAUUUGAAUAAACACAGAAGGAAGUGGAGUAGAUAAUACUUGCUGCUUUGGAAUUUUUUUUUUAUAAGUGGCCUUCACUGCAGUAUUGUAAUAUUGUAUACCUGUAGUGCCAACAGAAAACAGCCUCAACAUAAGUUAGGAAAAUGUUAUGCUGUAUCUCCGGUUAUGAAUUUUUAAGUGACACCCUCUGCAAACUGCAUUACAUGACAUCUUGUAUCACAGCUGUGCUGUGCAGUAGAAUGUCAUUACAGCACAUCUGAAAAUGUGUAUACAGUACCUAUAGGUUCUACCUUAGGUGCUUCAAUUGAUAUGAUUUUCAAACCCGUAAUUGGAACAGAUACGUUUCUUAUACGGCCUCGGUUUGGGUUUGGAUACAGAGCAUGUAGAGUCGGCUUUAGUUCAGUUCUACGACUGUAAAAAUAAGGGUACAAACCUGCUCAGCAAAGCUACACUUUUAUUUAGUUGACAUUGAUUGACAUUGAAGAUAUGUGAUAUCUUGAGAUCUGCAAAAUUAUCUGAGAUUCAAUAAUUUUGCAAGGAUUUAGCAUAAGGUGCUAGCGCAUAAAACCUGAAUGUUUAAUGAGGUGUCAAAACUACCGCCAUAUGACGAAGAAAUAUGACAUGUACAGAUAUUUAUAAUUUUUUAGCGGUGUAAAAUUGUUCAGAUCUCUGGUGGCAGUCAUUACAACACACCUGGCAGGAUAAACUACACCAAGAACUGGAACUCAACACUAAUAUAGCUGAAAACAAUUCUUGCUCAUAUAUAUAUACUCAAAAUCGAAAUGGGAUGAAGUAACAAGCAUUUACUACAAUUUUAUUUCUGAAUUUUUUAAUUAAUUUGGCUAACGAUGCAUUGGUGUGCUCUAAAGUCGAGCGCGCAUUCGUGAUUAGGCUGCGAACAUGAUCCUUCUGGCGUGCAGAAAACCCGUCUCUAGGUAACUGCGACCAACACAGUGAAAACCUGUCCCUUGUUUGCAAGCAGGAUUCCAUACUUGAGAAAGGUGGCGCAGACACAGUGGCUUUCCGUUCUUCCUCGUCUGAUCACUCACUACAGGCAGUCUCAUUAAAUUUUUGCAUCCUGUGUUUUCAAUGUAUUCAGCCCCCUGCUGUUUAAAAAAUACAUUUCAUUUAAUGAAAUACUGUAUGAACGUGGUACUUUCUUUUAAUUCGCCACUUACGUGGCUAAUGCCGUCAGUCUCCAUCAUGUGGCGGAAAAUGACCAGUGUAAAGUGAAGACUAGGUUGCAGUGAUCAUGAUUGUAUGCCGAUAUGGAGGUCAUACGUGAUUUUUUUUUGGGGGGGGGGAUUCUACUGUAAUGAAUGUUCUACUGCAAUACCAGCACACAACAGCUAAUGAAGGUUAUUGAAAAAAGAGUGGUACAUAUAAACCUGCACAUGAAUACAUGUGAACCUGUAGUACAUGCAAACCUAUUCACGAUUUUCAUAAUUUCUUCCAAAAUUGUUUAGUUUAACCUUGGAUGAUUCAGAUUGGGUCUUCACUCCUGCAAAUUGUGAGUGCAAGGUAAAUGAAGUGUUUUAAUGUCAGUUUAGAAAACAAGUCAAAGGUAACGAUGUGGUAACUGAAACUUUACAUUUUUUACAUUGUGGGAAUAAUAAGAGUGAGUUAGUCUGGUGCCUUACAUUUAAGCCUGGUGUGUCAUCAACACAAUUGGGACACAUAAUAUUAACAUCUUCUGGAUUGUGCUAGCUGAUGGGGCACAUCAUAUAGUGUACCGUGAUUAUAAAAAUUGAUUAUUUCUGUACUGCAUAGAAGUUUUACUAAAAAUAUUAGUCUCCUAUUCCAGGAUUAUUGUGACAGACAGUGCCCCCACAGUGUAGCUUGGAAAGUGGGCUUGGUUUGGUUUACCAGUGUAACUGUAAUCAUUUAAUGGUCACAUGAAUUGUACAUGCAAAGUGACACUUCAUUUUUCCAGGACUAUUUAUUCGAAAUAACAAACCGUACACAUGCCUUUUCUUGUUUGAAACCUGAGAUGUUGCUUGUUUGGCUCCUUUCCACUGUCACGUUCGGCUCUGCUAAUACUUUUGGUCCUUCUGAAUGUGAAAUGUGGUGGCAAAGCUACCCACCAGAAUUUCCUUUGUGCGUGUGUCUGAAAUGUCUAGAAUUUCUGUGUUUGACGUUCCCUAUGAGGAAGAUAAAUUGCACAAGACAUGAUGGCAAGUGUUGAUAUUGCAACCAAAUUUAGACAAGUGAUUCAAUGUUGUGACACCACAUGCUGCUGGUGCCAGGCUGACCAAUGGAUUCUCAAAGUUGGUGGCAUUCUUUGAUGCGAAGUUGGAAAUUGUUGAUGAUGACGUAAUCAUGGUCUGCAUUGAACGAGGGAUUCAGUGUGGAGAAAGCAUGAACUCCUACCCACAACCAUACCAUUUCUAACAACCAUUUUUAAAAAUUAGCGAGGUUGUCCUUGAUCAACCUUUUCUUUUUCAUGCUGUUGGGAGUUUGAGGGCCUCUCUCAGUUGACUUGAGUACAAAAUGGUACUGUCGUGUACCUGACACAUUUUUUGGGUAAAAAUCAUAAUAUACUUAACCAUAUUGCUGUCAGAGAACAUUUGUAAAUUAUGACUCAGGAGGAACCUUUUGGUUUGUCAGUACCACAUCGCUAUACUCGGUGUCUGUGAACCAAGGUGUAAAAAAAUAACAUGCGUGUAUAUAUCUGUUCAUCUGUACAGUAUCAUUUUAAUCAGGUGCUAUCCAUGUACCCUCACCUGUGCACUGCAGGGCUGUGACUCAUCAUUGGCUCCUCUUUGGGUGGCUGCUACCAUUGGCAUAGUCUUAUGAGUUGUUACUUUGUUUCUCUUCUUUUCUUCAUGCCUUCAUCGUCUUUGGCACUGUGGCUCAUUUUUGUAGCUUGGUUUUCAUUAAAGGCAUCUGUAGUAGACCUA
Molecule: messenger RNA, 6423 nt
Organism: Ornithodoros turicata
Lineage: Eukaryota; Metazoa; Arthropoda; Arachnida; Ixodida; Argasidae
Gene: babo
Product: TGF-beta receptor type-1-like
Exons: 9
Coding region: 355-1863 (502 amino acids)
Biological process (GO): cellular response to growth factor stimulus; activin receptor signaling pathway; nervous system development
Cellular component (GO): plasma membrane; activin receptor complex
Molecular function (GO): activin binding; activin receptor activity, type I; ATP binding
Source: RefSeq, a predicted model, not a curated record